This is a messenger RNA of Spirodela intermedia, 792 nucleotides long. NCBI's taxonomy places the organism in Eukaryota, Viridiplantae, Streptophyta, Magnoliopsida, Alismatales, Araceae. The record is from the annotation of a GenBank genome assembly.
AUGGCCAGGUUCGCGUGGGCUUUGCUGUGUUCCUUCGCCGUGACGGCGGCCUUCUGCGCGCAGGUAAGCGGCGGCGCAACCACACCGUCACCGGCACCACAGAGCGCCGCCACAGCGCCGGCGACGCCUCCUUCCACCCCCGUGGACUGCACCACGGUGGUUUACGGCAUGAUGGACUGCCUCGACUACGUGAGCUCGGGGAGCAACCAGACGAAGCCCACACAAGCCUGCUGCAAUGGCGUCCAAUCCGUGGUGCAAGUCAGCCCCAUCUGCCUCUGCGAGGCCGUCAAGGAAGGCGACGCCAUGAACCUCGGCCUCAACAUGACCAGAACCAUCGACCUCCCAGCCACCUGCAAGAUCUCCAUCCCUGACCUCCACAACUGCACCGGUACCCCCCUUUCCUCUUCCGCCAAGGAUUCUUCCUCAUUGAUCCAAGCGACUCCAUUGAUCUCUUCUGAAUCUUUCAGGCAUUCUUUCUCCUGCACCGGCUCCUGGUAUAUGGCUCAUCUCAUAUUUCCCUAGAGUUAGAUCUGAUUUGCGCCGAUUAUCCUGUGUGUAAUGUAGCUUCCAAUGUGACCGCCAGGGCCAGACACCCCGCCGCCGUCUCCCUCUCCGGUGCCACCGGCGACCGCUCCGGCGACUUCUCCGGCGGGGCUCUCACCCCCCCAGGCGACCGCCCCAACGUCCGAAGCCUGGGCCCCUGGUCCGUCGGCUUCCGGCGCCCUGUCUCACCGGAUUGCUUAUGCCUCCGCCGCGAUCGCCAUGGCCGCUGCCACUUUCUUCCACUUCUGA